Molecule: messenger RNA, 5581 nt
Organism: Chara braunii
Lineage: Eukaryota; Viridiplantae; Streptophyta; Charophyceae; Charales; Characeae
Source: the annotation of a GenBank genome assembly
GGUGUGGAGGAGAAAUCCGGUCCGUCGUUCGCUGGCGGCGCAAGAAACAGCGAGGCCGUGGCAAAGGUCGUCGCCUAAUGCCGCCCAAGGAGGUAUCGGCUGCGGGGAAGCCUACCGCUGGUUGCGCUUGUCGACGAGAAAGCCGUCUCCUGAUGGGAAGAACGAGGACGAGAGGGAAGUCAGGGUCGGAGAGAGUAGAAGCAGGAAGGGGGAGAGCGUUGAGGUAUAGGGUGUCGAAGUAUUCGGCAAUGAAUGGUAUCUUGCUCCGUCGCUCGCUGCCUGCCGACGCUCCACCACAAAUGUACGAGCCAACUGACUGACGGAGUGGAGCUACUGUUCACCGCUGCUGUGCUUGUUAUUCGUCGUUCAAGAUAGGAAACAGCCCAACCGUUUGCACGCGCUCCCGUCUGGGAGAGGUGUGCCGUUCUCCAUACCACCCUUCCGUCUUCCCCUUCGCUCGAGCUUCUCUCCUGCCCCUUCCUUUUUUUCUACCUUUUCUCCUGCCUCUCUUUUAUCUCUCUCUUGUCAAGUUUUCUGUUUCGGUACUUUCGUUUCCCUCAUUUUUCCUUCUUCGUUUUUGCACCUCUCGCCUGGCGCGACUCGCUGGCUGAUAGUUCACGUAAGCUGAGGGUUUCUGUGUGCCAUGGAUAAUCGGGGGAGGCUGCCUCCCCGAGGUAUGGCCGGUCCGCAGGGAACGGGUGGCCCGCUCUCUGGAUCGAUGAUGCAACGUGGUAUGGCGGGCGCGCCUUUCAACGCGAUGAUGAGGCCUGUCCCCUCUGGCGGUGGUCCUAAUCAGCAAGCGUAUUACGUCGUGGGGAGUGGGGGGCAGCAGCAGGCGGUGUCUGCGCCUGUAGCCAUGGAGCACAAGCUAGCGACUGCACAUACAGAAAUGCAGCGGUUAUCGACGGAGAACCAAAGGCUAGCGGCUACACUCGUUGGACUCCGUCAGGAGCUGGCGGCUGCUCAAGCGGAGGUUCAGCGUAUGCAGCAGGCGCUGGCGAACCAUCAGGCGGAGAAAGAGGCGAGCGUGCGGACCUUGAUGGAAAAGAACGCCAAGAUGCUGGAGGAGCUGCGGGCAACGGAGCCAUUGGCGCAAGAGUUGCGUGCGGCGCGCAUGGAGCUUCAAGAUCUGCACUCUCGUCUUCAAGACGCGGAGCAGGCGCGAAUCACAGCCAUCGAGCAGCUGCAAGAUGCAACUGCGGAUUUUCACAAGGCUCGUCAGGAGCUUGCACAGAUCCCCGCUAUGAGGUUGGAGCUUCAGCAAGUCCCCUCCCUGCGGCAGGAGAUACAGGGGCUUCGGCAGGAACUACAACAGGCGACGACUCAUUUGGAGUACGAGAAGAGAAUGAAUGCGGAGCAGAUGGAGAACAGACAGACGCUGGAGAGGAAUCUUGAUUCCAUGGCUAGGGAGAAUGAGAAGCUGCGAACGGAGCUCGCCGCCGCGGAGAAGGCCCGAAGGGCAGCGGCGGCGGCCGCCGCCGCAGCAGCAGCGGGCGCUGCAAACAACGCCGGAGCUGCUGGUGGGAACCAGGCAGGUUAUGGAGGCACUUCAGGAGGCAUGGGAGGUGGUUACCCUAACUCGAGCCUGUCGUACACAGGGAUGCAGCCUUCGUCGCUCCCUCAGCAGUCAGCGUACGGGGACGGGGUAGGGUAUGGAGGAGUAACAUCGGCGGCAGCGGGGGGGACGGGCGUUCCGAUGGGCCAUGGAGAGAACGGUGUCACUACCUAUGGGUCGCAGCCUCCGCCGCCACCUCCGCGCCCGCCUCCCUCCCAUAGCAUUCACAUGUGGGGAAGUCAGCCUGCAGCAGGAGGCGGCGGCGGCGGAUUCUCGGACGGGGCAAGGAGCGGAGCUAGUAUUCCUGGAAGUCGUGGAAUGGACCCGUCGAACGCCAUUCGUGGUGCCCCUGGAGGGAGCAUGGUAACUACGGAAGUGAACGACAUGAACUCGGGAGUGGCUGGGGUGCGAUCCAGUGGCAUGGCGUCCGCGGCAGGUGCUCCUGCGUCUGUUCUCGGCGUGUCGCCUUCUACGAUGCCGGCUGCUGCGCCGACGCCCGCUGAGGAAUGGGUAGAGCAUUUCGCCCCCGACGGUAGGCCGUUCUACCACAACCCCAACACUGGAGUGACGCAGUGGGAGAAACCGCCGCCGGCGCCGACGCCGGUGCCUACGGCGGUUGGAGGGCAGUUGCCAGGUGGAGUGGUUGGAGUGGGAGCAGGGCCACACACCCAUCACCAAGAUGUCGUCCAGGGGCAGCACGGGCAGUCCGUUGCCGCACUCGAAGCUCAGUCGCAGGGGCAGCAAAUGACACCGCAACAUCUCUCAGGAGCAGCAGGGGCCAAGGGAGGUGUGGGAGCAGCACAGGCGUAUUCGCAGCACCAUCAACAGCAUUCGCAGCAACAGAUGACGCAGCAACAGCAACAGCUUCCGGGCGCGAGUCAGCAGUCACUCGGGCAGGUCGCAGGCAGCGUGCAUACUCCGGGGGGCUACGACCAAACCGGAGCAGGUGGAGCAGGACAUCCCCAGCAGCAGCAUCUGACUCCGCACACUCAGCAACAGCACCAGAUGCAUAUGCAGCAACAACAGCGGUCGUACUAUGCCCAACAGCAGCAGUUCGGCCAGCAAGGUCCACCGCCGCAUUCGCAACCGCAGGUAGCGGGAGGGGCAAACGAUGUAGGAGUGCCGCUCGGUUCUCAACAGGGCCAGCAGGCUAUGCUGGGUGCGCAGGGGCAGCACCAUCCCCAGCACCAUCACCAGCAGCAGCAGCAGCCACAGCAGCCGCAGCAGCAGGCAGGUCUUUUGCAGCAACAGACGCAAGCUGGAAUGCAGGCUGUCGCUGACGGUGGGAUGGGGGUGGGAGGAAUGGUACCGGCUGGACCUGGGUUGCAUUCCAGACCGCGCGUUGGACCAGGUGCGGGUCCAGUCGUAGGGGCUGUUCCUGGAGAUAAUGCAGCCAAUGCUUCCGAAGCGCCGAAUGCCGUCACGGAUGCAGGACCCCCUGGAGCCAAUCUCUUCGUGUACGGAAUCCCUGAGGACUAUGGCGACGCCAAACUCUCGCGGUUGUUCUCGUCGUUCGGGUCGGUACUCGCCGCUCGGGUGGAAGUUGACAAGGAAACGGGAAGGAACCGAGGGUUUGGAUUUGUGUCGCUGGACUCCGUGUCGGCGGCAGACCGGGCGAUUCAAGGAAUAAGUGGGAUGGUGGUGGAUGGAGGGAGAACAAUGAAAGUAGAGAAGAAGCGAGUGGGUGAGGCGGAUGCGAAGCGAGUGGGGCCUGGGCCGCCCCCACAACAGCAGCAGCAGCAGCAGCAACAGACAAGUCAGGUACAGCAGCAGUCGGGUGCCCCGCAGCAGCAGCAGCAGCAGGCACAGAGUCAGCCGCAACAGCAGUCACAGGCGCAGCCACAACCGGCUCAACAAUAUGGGCAUCACCUUGGGCAGGCUGGUCAUCAAGCGAAUCCGCAUGCUGCUGCGGGUGCUGUCCCGGGAGGGCCCCCUGCGAGUGCCGCAGGGGCUGGGGGGAAACAUCAGCAGCUGCCAGGACCGGGGCCAUCUCGUUGGCGCGGGGGGCAAAGAAUGAGUUAUGCGCCGUAUUAGGGUUUGGCAUACGAAAGGCUGCUGCGGUAAAUCUCGUUUGAAUUUUGGAUGGGGAAGCACUAGGCGUGUUGUCCUGUUUUCGUGUGCACUGACGUAGAGGAGGGUUGGAUGGUGAAGAAAAAGUAUAAAAAGUACAGGCGGAACAUUUCUCUCAGGUCAUGUUGGAGGUGAGGUAGCGGUUCCUGGAGACGAUUUCUGUGUAACUGCUUUUGGUGAACUUGGUUAAGUGCCCAGAUGUGAGAGGCGCGGACUCCUUGUGUGCGAGAGAGAGACUGUGCACGGGCGUGUGUUGUGUGUUGAAUGUUCGUGUGUGUGCGUGCGUGUGUGCGUGGUUGUGUUGUGUGUGUGUGUGUGUGAGAGAGAGAGAGAGAGAGAGAGGACCCUGGGGGGAACCUGGAAAGCGACUCCUACUAGCCGUCACGGUGCUCCGUACGUGUGUCUGCUGCUCUGGAUGGGGAUGUCUUGCCAGGGUUGAGAACAAGAAGAGGGCAAAAGAAGUGCGGAAGUGUAAUUGUUUUGUUUCCUUUGGGGUUGAACUUUUAUUACCGAUCAACUAUUCUCCUGUGGAACGGUGUAAAAAUGCAGUUCCGUCGUCUCCUCUUCACCGUCGUCAUUGGGGUCCGCAAUGGGAGGUAUCGGGUCCGCAAUGGAAGGUAUCCGGUCCGCCAUGGAAGGUAUCCUACCUCCUUCGAAGAGUACCGUCGUCGUUUUGCGCUCUGCAUCCUGUUUUGUAAGGUUAACCCGCUCUGCUUCUUCCAUGGUCUGCUUCCUCCGUUCUCGAUCGGGAUAAAGGGUGAGAAGACACUCUUACGGGACUAGACGAGAAAGGACGACGGCGUGACUGCCGUCUGCCUCGUUUCCCUCCCCCUCUCUUAUACACAUCUAGAUGUGUAUAAGAGACAGCCCCCCCCCCACCUCCACCUUUUGUCUCUCCCGGUUUCGCUGCGUCGUCGUUUAUGGUCUAGGGCGAGCUUGUUUCUGAUGGAUAAUGAUACCCACGGACACCUUUCCUCUGAAUGAUGUGGUUUAUGUUCCGCCGUGGGAAAGAAAAAGACGAAAUCGUGUUUCUUCUUUGUCCGGUUGCACUUUCUGCGUACUCGCUCACUAAAAUGAAUUUGUGUGCGCGCGCGCUCGGCUUCGCAAGAGUGUCGCGGUGUUAGGCCUUGGAAUGAUUAAGAGCCUCUGUCCCUCUCUCUCCUGUAUUUGUGGGUUCCACACUCUUUUGAAAGCUUUGCGGUCGAAAAACGCUGGUCUGGGGUGGGCGACUGGGGGAGCGCUGCGCAUAGGAAAAACUGUGGUUUCGUUGCCUGUUGAGUUUUUUCUCGUUUGUGCUGUUGCGGCUUAAGACUCUGUUCCCAAAGGAGAGUGCGAUGGCGAUGGCGUUGCCCCGAAAGCUAUGUCGAGGACGCUUGAUGAGGAUUGGAGAGCCACUGGCGGGACGGAAAUAACCAUCAAAUGGAAUGAGUGCAGGGAACAGUGUAUAUGUAUUUUGUAGCGAUGUAUUGUGUGAGGUCAUGACGACAUGUGUAACGAUGCUAUCUACGGCAAGAAAGGAGGACUCUGUCUUGAUGUGUUAAUGAAGGGUGCGGUUAUGUAUCUCUCUUUCGCCGUCCUUCACUUGCUGUCCUUGUAACGAACCCUCUUCCGUGAACGAAUGACGUUGAGAGAUGUUAAUGAGCUGAAAAUCUUGGUGCGGAACGAUAUUUUUUGCCUGGCACGUGUUUACUUUGUCAACCCUAAUUGCCUCUUUUCUUAUGUCUUGAUCGUAAAUGUACGUUAAUUUUGUGGUAUGUGGUAUAUGGGAGAGUAGAUGGCACUACUUUGGCUGUCUCCACGAGAGUGGACUUCGACCUCAACUUGUGGCUUGUGGUUUGUUGUUCUCGGUGAAGGAGACUUUGGUCUGGCCCAUUCGUAACCAUCAUGUGAUUUAUACGUUGGUCAGUAGAGCCGGCUGCCGUAAUUGAGGAAAGACAACAAAGUGCUCACUCCAAC